Messenger RNA from Nicotiana tabacum (common tobacco), 1484 nucleotides. Its product is annotated as protein MIZU-KUSSEI 1-like. The record is from RefSeq and is a predicted model, not a curated record. NCBI's taxonomy places the organism in Eukaryota, Viridiplantae, Streptophyta, Magnoliopsida, Solanales, Solanaceae. Gene Ontology annotation, biological process: hydrotropism.
UUUCCCAAUUCCUUUCCAAAAUUCACAUCUCCUUUUGUUUCCUCUAUUUUUUCUGUCUCUUGUUCUCUCUGCUCCAUUUUCUUGAUACAGUUAGGUAGGUCUGCUCACCUUCUUUUUGUCAGGAUUCUACUGCUACUUCUUCAGUUUCAAAAUCCAAGAUUUUAUUCACACAAAAAUCGUUAAAAAAUCUUCAUUUUCAACCCCCAUAAAACCACAAUAUUAGAACCCCAAAACUUAGAGUCAAAAACAACUUCACAUAUUUUCUCAACUGCCUUAGCUUCUCUUGUCCUUUGUUAAUUCAAGAAUGAGAACUAUUAUGGCUAAGAAUCCUCAUGAGUCAUUCUCUUUUUCAAGAAGAUACUUCAACUUUAAGAAAAAAGUUGAAGAUGAAGAUUAUGAUGAUGAAGUUUACUUAACUAAUUUCCACUCUUCUUCGCAAAGAGAAGAAGAGUUGAAUAUGCAUUCGUUGUCCCUGUCAGGGACACCGAAUGCACCAAGAAGUAAGAAACUGUCACGCUCGACAGUUUCUAUACUUCGUUCGGCUCUUACAUUUGGUAAGAGCCGAACACAUUUUUCGUCAGGGCUUGGUACUAAAGUUGUUGGUACUUUAUUUGGGUAUAGAAGAGGACAUGUUCAUUUUGCAUUUCAAGAAGAUCCAAAAUUGAGUCCUGCAUUUUUCGUAGAAUUGGCCACUCCAACUAGCCAUUUGGUUAGAGAAAUGGCUAGUGGAUUGGUUAGAAUUGCACUAGAAGCAGACAAGAGAACUGGAAAAAAAGCAGUGAAAUUGUUAGAAGAGCCAAUUUGGAGAACAUAUUGUAAUGGGAGAAAAUGUGGCUAUGGAAUGAAAAGAGAAUGUGGGCCUGAGGAAUGGAAGAUUUUGAACUCAAUUGGGCCAGUUUCAAUGGGAGCUGGAGUUUUGCCAAGUGAUGGAGAUGGAAUUGGGUCAGAAGGUGAAUUAAUGUAUAUGAGGGCUAAAUUUGAAAGAGUUGUAGGGUCUAAAGAUUCUGAAGCUUUUUACAUGAUGAAUCCUGAUGGUCAUGGAGGUCCUGAACUUAGCCUUUAUUUGCUUAGGGUUUAAAGUUUUAUUUCGUCUAUAAUGGUGAUAUCUGGACCAACUUGCGCACCUCUAACUAUUUCACUGAAUAUGCACCACUACGUAUGUCGACUAUUUUACCGAGUAUCUGCCUUGCCUGAGUUCUAUUAUUCAAGAGUUCCUUAUUUUGGUGUCUUGAAAUUUAAAUAUACUAUGUAUUAGUGUAUGAUCAUAAGUUCUUAUGAACAUAUAAGAGGUUAGUCCUAUGUGUACUAGUACUAGUUUUUUUGUUGUUGCUUAUUAUAAUGAUUUUGGAAGGGGGAAAAUGGGUAUAAUUAUGUAUUUUGGUUCGUUUAUGUAUUAUGAGGAAAUGAGGGAUAUGAACUAUGUAUAGAGUAUGUUUGUAGUUUUGUUGAAAUGAAAGAAAAUGCAAAAACUUUGUAUUUCUUUC